AAUUUUUCCUUAAUUUUUAACAGUUUCUCUGGCUUUGAUUUGUUCAUUCCUGACUUAUUUACCUUUAGUAAGCUAUUUUUUCAUCGAAUUAGACAGAGAACCGAGCCCGGAAAAAGAAAGCAGCACAAUGGAACGACUGCGCUCCUCCCAAAACCGCGAAGUGCGAAUCGGCAACUAUAAGGUGGUGCGCAAGAUCGGCUGUGGAUCCUUCGGCGAUAUAUAUCUGGGCAUCUAUAUCCACAGUGGGGAGCGGGUGGCCAUCAAGGUGGAAAGCAGCAAGGUGCGCCAUCCGCAGCUCAACUACGAGAGGCGAAUCUACCGCGCCCUGAGGCCCGCCCACGGUUUGCCAAGGAUUAGGUACUUCCACAAGGAGGAGCACUACCAGGCGAUGGUUAUGGAUCUGCUUGGUCCCUCGCUGGAGAGACUCUUUCAGUUCUGCGAAAGGGCAUUCACCAUCAAGACCGUUCUGCUUCUGGCCGAACAGAUGCUUCGCCGGGUGGAGUAUGUCCAUAACCGGGGAUUCCUGCACCGCGACAUCAAGCCGGAUAACUUCCUGAUGGGUCUGGGUACCAUGUCCAAGCAAGUGUACCUCAUCGAUUUCGGGCUAUCCAAGAAGUAUCUGGACAUAACCACUGGUGUCCAUAUACCAUAUCGCGAGGAGCGUUCCUUGACGGGAACAGCCAGGUACGCCUCCAUUGGCGCCCAUGCCGGCGUCGAAUCCGCCAGAAGGGAUGACAUGGUGGCCGUUGGCUAUGUCCUUAUGUACUUCAAUCGGGGAUCACUGCCGUGGCAGGAUUUAAAGGCGUCCACCAAGCAGCAGAAAUAUGAACGCAUACAUGAGAAAAAGAUCUCGGUAAGCAUUGAGGUACUUUGCGAGGGAUUUCCCUGCGAGUUCACAAUGUACUUAAACUACUGCCGCGGCAUGGGAUUCUACGAUAAGCCCAACUACGACUUCAUCUGCCGCAUGUUUCGGAUGCUGCGGAAUGGUCUCAAUCUUCGGCCGGGUCUCAUCUACGACUGGGACAUGCUGAUGAUGAAGUUCCACAAUACUCAGAAAAAUCCUGGCAUUGGAAUGCGUGUAUUUCCACCUAAACAGAAGGAAGAUGAUGGUAUCAGCGGUGAGCCGAUCAUCAAAGAUGAGAAGUGCAACUUCUGGCCGUGAAAAAUCCAUAGAAAUCGUCGAGUUUCGAGUAAAUUAAUAGUCGAACUAAAUUAAUUAGUAGCCUGUAACUAGAAUUACUCCCCUCACAACUAAUCAUUAUAAAUUGCAUGCAUAAAUAAUUAGUGGGAGUAUAAAUUAUAACGAAAAGUUAAAUAAAGUAUUAAAAUAU
This is a messenger RNA of Drosophila melanogaster (fruit fly), 1331 nucleotides long. RefSeq lists its product as uncharacterized. The coding region runs from base 128 to 1162 and encodes 344 amino acids. The record is from RefSeq and is marked reviewed. Lineage: Eukaryota; Metazoa; Arthropoda; Insecta; Diptera; Drosophilidae. Gene Ontology annotation, molecular function: transferase activity; kinase activity; protein serine/threonine kinase activity. The transcript has a single exon.